Molecule: messenger RNA, 1964 nt
Organism: Micropterus salmoides (largemouth bass)
Lineage: Eukaryota; Metazoa; Chordata; Actinopteri; Centrarchiformes; Centrarchidae
Product: protein neuralized-like
Exons: 6
Coding region: 32-1567 (511 amino acids)
Molecular function (GO): ubiquitin protein ligase activity
Source: RefSeq, a predicted model, not a curated record
UCUCAAGACAAGAACAAUCUGCCUCUUCAAGAUGAUGAAGGAGAGUGACAACGAGAACUCUGUUGUUGGGUCAGAGAGGUCACUCCGGUGUGGCCUGUCCUGCCUCGGUCCUCUGACCUUCUACUCUCAGGCUGUGGGAGACAAUGUGCGCCUGAGCCAGGGGUUUCGACUCGCAGAGAGGACGGAGAAGACGUUCAGGAACGGCCUGGUGUUCAGCAGCCGCCCAGUGAAGGUCCAGGAGAGGAUUCGUCUGAGGGUGGAGAAGGAUUUGAUGAACUGGCACGGAACUCUGCGUGUGGGCUUCACCAACGUGCCACCUUCAGCCAGAUCUCAGCCUCUGCCCGACAUGGCCAUCCCCAACCUCACUGACAUCUCCGGGCACUGGGCUGCUCCCGUGCAUGAAUCCUACUGCCAAGCAGGUUCAGAGCUUGAGUUCUGGGUUUCCAAUGGAGGCUCCUUAUACAUUACUAGCAACAACAUCAGGCAGCACAAACUACUGACAGGAGUGGAUCUGAGCAAGCUGCUGUGGGCCAUGAUAGACAUCUACGGACAGACGUGCUCCAUUUUCCUUCUGGGCUCAGAGAAAAGGGAGCUGUUUCGCACCAGAAGGUCCUGUCCUGCACCUGAACGCCCCACCUCACUGGAUGUUGACAUUCCCAGCAGGAUGACUCCUGCUGUGUCGAACCUCCACGGAGACAGCGAGCAAUGCAUCUCCUGUCUUGACAUGGAAGUCCCAGCAGUUGUUGGGUCAGAGAGGUCACUCCGGUGUGGCCUGUCCUGCCUCGGUCCUCUGACCUUCCACUCUCAGGCUGUGGGAGACAAUGUGCGCCUGAGCCAGGGGUGUCGACUCGCAGAGAGGACGGAGAAGACGUUCAUGAACGGCCUGGUGUUCAGCAGCCGCCCAGUGAAGGUCCAGGAGAGGAUUCGUCUGAGGGUGGAGAAGGAUUUGAUGAACUGCCAAGGAACUCUGCGUGUGGGCUUCACCAACGUGCCACCUUCAGCCAGAUCUCAGCCUCUGCCCGACAUGGCCAUCCCCAACCUCACUGACAUCUCCGGGCACUGGGCUGCUCCCGUGCAUGAAUCCUACUGCCAAGCAGGUUCAGAGCUUGAGUUUUGGGUUUCCAAUGGAGGCUCCUUAUACAUUACUAGCAACAACAUCAGGCAGCACAAACUACUGACAGGAGUGGAUCUGAGCAAGCCGCUGUGGGCCAUGAUAGACAUCUACGGACAGACGUGCUCCAUUUUCCUUCUGGGCUCAGAGAAAAGGGAGCUGUUUCGCACCAGAAGGUCCUGUCCUGCACCUGAACGCCCCACCUCACUGGAUGUUGACAUUCCCAGCAGGAUGACUCCUGUUGUGUCGAACCUCCAUGGAAACAGCGAGCAAUGCAUCUCCUGUCUUGACAUGGAAGUCCCAGCAGGUGAAAGCAGGGCAAUGUCCUGUGUGGUGUGCAUGGCAAAAGAGGCCAGAAUCACUCUACCCUGUGGCCACAGGUGUUUGUGUGACCGCUGCGCCCCCAAGGUCUGCCAGCAGUUUGGCACCUGCCCUCUAUGUCGACGGAACAUCUGAGCACCAUCACUGUAGGGGAGGUCUGUCAUUUGGGGGCUCUAAGCUCCGAGACACCAGGCAAGGCUCAUCAAAUACAAGCUACUGAGUGACUGUAACAAAGAAAACACUACGAGCAGCGCCCACCUAAUGUGUCCUGGUAGCCCAGUGGUUGGGGAGGUUUGCCAUGUGACCACAGUGUGCCUGAUUCAAGCCCAGCCAGGAAACUUUGUCGCAUAAUUGUUAUUCAACUCUGUAAAAGGAUUUGUGAACAAAGAGUAAAAUGCACUUUUAUUGUGAUUGCCAAACAUCAAACAUUUUGAUGAGGACAAUCUAUGACUUAUUGCACUCACAGCAUAAAGAGUAAUGUAAUUUGCAUUUUUUUCAACUGUACAGUAUAUUUUGCCUUCUUGAUGUUAUA